GCUUUUUGCAGUCUGUCACAUGAUCUCAGUGACUCAAGUGAUCACAUGGUGGGAAAUGUUUUUCCAUGGAGGGAAGAUGUUGCGGAACACCGGAGUCUGUUUGUACCGCAGAUGUGUCUCCUGUGUAGCCCAACGGGCCCGAAAUCAUUGCCAACAGGCAGGGGAAAGGACUAGUUGGGUGGCAGCCGCUAGUAUCCGGCCCAAGAGAAUCACAGUCAGUACCAGCCGCCCUUUUCCCUCAUGUUUAGUGACCUUUGGCAAAAAGCGGGUGUCUGAGGGGUGCAGGGACCUUUCCUUUGUGAUGGCUGCAGCAGCAUUUUCACUCUUCUCAUACUUUGGAGAAAAGGAAGAAGAAGUCACUGAAGCCGAGCAAGAUAUCAUUCUCCUGUUAAAGAAAGCAAAGCUAAGCAUUAUGAAAGGGGAAAUGGAGGAGGCAGAAGAGAUUUUGCAUCAGGCCCUAAAUAUGGCUCACAAGUCUGGCAGCACAAGAGCAAUAAUCUACACGUAUGAUCUGAUGGCUAACCUCGCUUUACUCACAGGAAAGUUGGAUACAUCUGAAAAGCUUUUCAAGGAAACCUUGAUCUUCAUGCUUAAUGAUAACAUCCAGCAGGAUGACAAUGCCUUUAUUGAGAUUUCCCUCAAGCUGGCCAGUAUCUACGCUACACAGAACAAGAAAGAGUUGGCAGUGGCAGGCUACCAGUUCUGUAUCUUGAGUCUGGAAGAAAAGCUUGAAAAACAGGCAGGUCUGUUGGAGGGGUCAUUGGCUGCUGAUGAAAAAUCCAACACACGUCUCCUCCUUGGGUUAUGCCUGGAUUCUUAUGGUCGUUACCUGAUAAACAAUUCAUCAUUUUCACAGGCGCAAAAUAUGUAUGAAAAAGCAUUACGGAUUUGCACAGAGGAGCAGGGAACAGAGCACCCUCAGAGUGUUAUACUCAUGAAUGAUAUUGCAAUUGCACUGGAAGCCCUGGGCAAGCACGACGAGGCCUUUGCCAUUGUAAAUCAAGCAUCUGAGCUGGCUCGUAAGACUGAGCACCCUGACCUGCAUGUGGUGCUAAGUAACCUGGCUAUGAUCCUUACUUAUCAAGGGAAAGAACACUUUGCAGAAGCUGAACGCAUUUUUAAGGAGGCGCUUGAGCACUCUGAGAAGAAAGGGGACUCUGCUUCUGUACAGUAUAUUCAAGAAGGUCUGGCUGAACUUGAUAGGAGGAAAAAGGGGUAGCUGAUCAUACUGAAAAGAGAACAUUGGUAUUAAAGAUUUUUGGAUUGGAAAUGUACUCAGAAUACUGUGCUUUGCUGCCAUCUUUGUCACUCCGAGCUGUCCAAAGGGGCAUCAAAGGUGUGAAUGCCACCAGGACUUGUUCAUGUAUGAAAUGUAUAACUUAUUUGCAAGAUACAAACUUUUAUGGAGUAAAAGAUUUAUUUUCAGGAA
This is a messenger RNA of Xenopus tropicalis (tropical clawed frog), 1429 nucleotides long. It is a transcript of the gene ttc19, whose product is annotated as tetratricopeptide repeat domain 19. NCBI's taxonomy places the organism in Eukaryota, Metazoa, Chordata, Amphibia, Anura, Pipidae. Gene Ontology annotation, cellular component: mitochondrion. Gene Ontology annotation, biological process: mitochondrial respiratory chain complex III assembly. The coding region runs from base 20 to 1219 and encodes 399 amino acids. The transcript is spliced from 10 exons. The record is from RefSeq and is a predicted model, not a curated record.